Messenger RNA from Lachancea fermentati, 1017 nucleotides. Lineage: Eukaryota; Fungi; Ascomycota; Saccharomycetes; Saccharomycetales; Saccharomycetaceae. The record is from the annotation of a GenBank genome assembly.
AUGACGAUAAUACCUAAAAUUCCAAUCUGGCUAGAUUGUGACCCUGGUCAUGAUGAUGCGGUUGCCAUUCUAUUGAGUUGCUUCCAUCCUAAGUUUCAUCUUUGUGGCAUUAGUGCAUCUUACGGGAAUGCACCUCCAAAUAAAACAGCAUACAAUGCAUUGUCUCUGAUCACUGCUAUGGGAAAAGCCAAAGAAGUCCCUGUGUAUGCAGGUGCCCAAAGACCUUGGGUGAGGGCAGCCAUUUACGCACCGGAUAUUCAUGGCGAGUCCGGCCUGGAUGGGACAAGCUUACUUCCAACUCCAACCUGCACUCUCCAAACUGAUAAAUCUUAUUUAGAUGCAAUUGAGGAGGCUAUCAAAGCGCACGAAGGUGAAUUAUCGUUCGUGUCGACAGGUUCCAUGACCUCCAUCGCUACUUUGCUCAGGGAAAGGCCACAUCUGAAAUCGAAAAUUCGAUACAUAAGUGUCAUGGGAGGAGGAAUUAACGAGGGUAAUCGUAACCCUAAUAACUCAGCCGAAUUUAAUAUCUGGAUCGAUCCCCAGGCGGCGAAUUCCGUUUUGAGAGAUCCAUUAGUGAAAGAUAAGUGCAUUCUCGUUCCAGUGGAUUUGACUCACAAGGCAAUCGCUACUAAACUCGUUGAGAAGAAAGUUUUGGGGGAUGGUAAGUCCAAUCUGCGCAAAUUGUUUUAUGAGCUUUUCUUGUUUUUUGGACAUACUUACGAGGACAUCCAAGGUUUUGAUGAUGGACCACCAGUUCAUGAUCCUUUAACUUUACUUCCAUUGCUCGAAUUUUAUGGGUUUGAGCAACCUGACAAAAUCGCAUUUGUUUAUCGCCGUCUUGAUUUGCACGCAGUUGAGGAGGAAGACAGUCCGGAUUUGGGGCGUACAAAAAUCGUUAAGGAAUAUGCUCUGGAUGACGAAACAGGUACGAUUGUCGGCUUCGAAUUGAACAUGGAUUUUUUUUGGCAACAGGUGUAUGAUGCAUUGGAUAAAGCAAGUCUGUCAGCAACAAUCUAA